UUGUUUUAAGUUGAUUCACUGUAAUUCUUUAUUUCUUAUUGGUUAUUAACAUUGUAAAAUCUUCCAUAAUGUUUUCAAAUAUAAGUUUAUUAAUAUUGGUUUUGUACCUCAGGUGUAGUCAUGGCGACAAAGAAUGCACCAUGUCAGAAGUACUUUUGAAGUGGUUCGAAAAAGGUAACUAUGGAUUUUACCCAGGGCAACGACUUGAUGUAACCACAGCUAAUGCUACAGGACCAACGACGUCCUACGUAGUGACGGAACUAGCUUACUAUGGUAAAUGUUUAGGAUUCACAACUGAGACUUUUGACACUAUAGUAGUUGAUUGCCCAGGAGCAGAGAAGAUUGGUUGUUUCCAAGUUCUAACGCCUCAGUUUAACACUCAGAAUAAUACCAUCUCCUUCACUGAAAAUAUAAACAAGAUAUGUGCAAAGAAAGUGAAUGAAUUCUGCAUAGGAAUCGAAAUUGAGGAUAAAAUAAUAAAUCUGAAUUGUCAUUAUCAAUUCAUGGCCGGUGUGCCCAAAAGUGUUGCACCGUACAGCUUCGCAGGGGCAAUUCCAAUAAAUGCAAGACCAGCAAGGGCCUGAAAGUAUAAAGAAAAGGAAAAAAAAGAUUAAUAAAGUUAAUUUUAAAUUCUUUUUAUAAUAUUUCUUUCAAAAUACAACUUCGAGUACUUUUGAUA
This is a messenger RNA of Anoplophora glabripennis (Asian longhorned beetle), 679 nucleotides long. RefSeq lists its product as uncharacterized. The record is from RefSeq and is a predicted model, not a curated record. The transcript is spliced from 3 exons. Bases 69 to 584 code for a protein of 171 amino acids. Lineage: Eukaryota; Metazoa; Arthropoda; Insecta; Coleoptera; Cerambycidae.